AGAGAAAAAAAAAAAAAAAAACGUUGAAAAACAUUUUCUCUGUAUCUCUCACGAGGUUGUAACAAAGUUUUAAUUAUUUCUGUCAAGUAAAUAAAUGCCAAUAGCAGCUAAUAAAUAAUUCAAACAUAUUUUUAAUAAAAUUAAAAAUAAACUAAAGUAUUAAAUGUAUCUUUAAAUAAUAAAUAUUGGCAUAAUAUCAUCAAAUCCGGUCACGAAAGAGAGAGAAGAGAGUGUGUGUGAGAGAGAGAGAGAGGAAAAAAAAAGUUGAUAUUUGUGUGUGUAAAAUAAGUGAGGAAAAAAAAUAUCACAUUUGUUAGAUCGACUUUGAUCAUAAAACCAACACUUGAGAAUGGAAAGUGAUGCAGCAUCAAAAAAUAUUAAUAAUAAGUUAAUUAAAUUUAACCAUAGAAAGUUUAUCAAUUAGGAAUGGUAUCGCCAUCAAAAAUUCAACAAUUAAAGGAUAAAAAAGCCUUGUCAAAAGAUUCAACAAGAGAACGUAAUUCUCAUAUUCGUUUGACAAAAGGUGACAAACCAUUAUUAAAAAAAAGUUUUUAUUUAGAUGUUAAAAAUCAUGGAUUAUCAAACAAGCUAGAAAAUAAAAUUAAAAAUUUUGGUGGGAUUGUUGAGGUAUUUUUAGUUAAAAGUGUAACACUUGUUGUAAGUGAUAGAGUUGAUAAUAAAACUGAACAACAAACAGAUAAACGAAAAUGGGCUUAUACCAGUGGAGGGAGCGGGGGACCUCCCUCACUGAGAAGUAUAGAGCCCCAAACGCCAACAAGAACGCCAACAACACCGUCCUUGGACGGUGAAUGUCCCCUCUCAAAUUCCACCAAUACACGGGGUCAAACUGGCCAGAGAACUAAAUCGCGAGCGGAUGCAAUGUUGGAACGUGCACUGAUACAGCCACAAAAGUGUUCAGUGGAUCCUCUUGAUAACGCAUUAAAUUGGGGUAUACCAAUCUGGACAACAGACAAAUUACAAAAUUGGCUUGAUAAAAUAUAUAUAUCACUAAAAGAAAGUGGUAAUAUUAAUAAGUGUGUUGUUAAUAAUAAUAAUAAAAGUGGUACUGAUAAAGAUUUAAAAGUUAAAGACUUUAAAAAACCAUAUAUUAAAUUUGAAUCAUUUAAAAGAGAAACAAGACCAGUUUUUUUGGAAUUACCUGUAUGGCCGACAAUUAAUUUUGAUGGUGAUUUUGGAAGUUGUCCAUUUGAUAGAAAAAAAAAACAAGAAGAUAAACAAAUUAAAAUUAAUAAAAGUGAUAUAAAAGGUGAAAUGACACGUAGACCACGUGCAACGGCAACAAGAACCCGUAGAUCUGAACAAUUGGUCUCGGGUUAUUGUGAAAUAUGUCGUGUUGAUUACAAGGAUUUAACAAAACAUGUACAAAGUGAUAAACAUCUUGCAUUUGUUAAAAAUAGUGAUAAUUUUUUAUCACUUGAUACAUUAAUUGAAUCUGGUGCAAGUGUUGAAGCAUUUCUUAAACCUUAUAAACCAGAUGAUGGGCAAAAUAUAUUUACAAAUGGUAAUGAUGUUAUUGAUAAAGUUGAAGCAACAACAACACCACCACCAGUUGUUGUUGAUGAUGAGUUAUCAAAUUUUAAUGUUGAUGAAUUAAAAAUGGUACAAUGUAAUGGUGCAAGACGUAGGCUUAAUUUAAAAUUAAGCUCAUCACAUAAUUUACGUACACGUGCCAAGCAUGAAAGUGGACAUUUAUUAAGAUCAAAAGGUAGUCCAUGGCAUGAGAGUGAUAAUAAAAGUGACAAGUUUUUUGAAAAUCUUGAUGGUUAUACUAUUAAAAAACGUUCAAAAGGAACAAUAUGGAUUGAAGAAGAUGACAAUAAAAGUGAUGAUGAUAAUGAAGAUCAAGAACAUGAAGAACAAGAAAAAGAAGAAGUAAAAGAUGAUCAUAAUCAUAUUGAUGAACAACAACAACAAAAUAAUAAAAAAGAAUCAUCAAAAAAUGAAGAUAAAAUUGAUGAAAAAAUACCAUUAACUGAAUUAAAUGAUGAUGUUAGAUUAAAAACAAAAGAAUUACGUUGUAAUAAUCAAAAAAAAUCAUCACCAUCAUUAACAAAAUGGGAAGAACGUAAUAAUAAUAAUAAUAAAGAUAAAGAAAAAAUAAAAAAUCAAUCUGAAAAUGAAUUAAAAAUUAAUGAUAAAUGUAAUACAAGACUUGUUGCUUCAUCAGAUAUUGAUAAUAAAUUAUUGCCAAAAGAAAAAAAAUCAUUAAUAAUAACACAAAAUAGUAAUACAAAAUUAUCAGAAGUUUUAAAAAAAGAUGAUGUUGAUAGCAAUGAUAAUAGUAAAAUAAAUAAAAAUAAAUUUAAUAGACGUUCAAUACGUUCAUCAAGAUCACGUCAAAGAUUAUCAAUUGAAGAACGUUUAUUAAAUGAAAAUCGUUCAUAUUAUAAAGUUGAAGUAUUGGGCAGUAAAUUACGUAGUAAUGCUCAGUGUACAAAUAGUCAAACAAUUAAACUACCAACUGAAAAUAAACAUGUUGAUAAAGAUAUUAAUAAACAACAAGAUGAUAAAGUACAAAAAUUAAAUAAUGAUAAUAAUGAUGCAUCAAGUGAAAAACCAGUUGUCGUACGUUUUAAACGUGUUAGAAAAUCAGAAUUAUCAUUAUUAAGUGAUGAAGCUGAAUCAUUUAUGUUUGGUGAUGCAAGAAGAGAUGAAUCUAGUGGUGAUGAUGCUGAUAAUGAUGAUGAUCAAUCAAGUGUAUUACCAAAAGAAACAUCUAGUGAUUUAACUGAUGAUAAAUCAUCAAGUUCAAUUGUCAUAUCAUCACCAAUAAAACAAGAACCAAUUGAUGAUGAUUCACAUGAUGAUUCAUCAAGUAGAGCUAAAAAAAGAAGAAGAACACAAGCUGAAGUAUUUAUACGUGAAAAUACAGAUUAUUAUAAAUUUGAAACAACUGGUAGUCGUCUUAGAUUUCAAGGACAAAUUGCUGAUAAAAAAUUACGUGAAAAUUUUAAUAAUGAUAAAAAUAAUGAUGUUAAUAUAUCUACCAAAGAAAAAGUUGAUAAUAUUAGUGAUAAUAAUAAAUUAUUAAAUAAUAUUGAUGAUGAUAAUAAUAUUGAAAUAUUAUAUCCAUCAAAACCAUCAGCUAAAAUUGAAAAAAUGAAUUUUUCAUUUGAAAUAAUACCAAAAUCUGAACCAUGGUAUCAAACAUAUCAACGUCAAGAUGAUGGUUCUGAAUAUUGGCAUUAUUUUAGUGAUUGUGAUGAUAGAAAACCAUUUAUGUUACCAUAUGAAAUUGAAAAUUUUCAUGAACAUUUACGUGCUAUUUGUCAAAAAAAUAAUGAAACUAAAAAAAAAAAUAAAUUAAAUGGUUUUGUUAGAUUACCACGUAAAAGUCCACGUUGUCAUGCAUCAACACUUGCAAUAAUGUCAACAUUAAUACGUAAAAGAGAACAACAACAACAGCAGCAACAAGAACAACAAACAUCAACAGCCACCACCACGACGACGGGGUCAACGACAACGACGACAACGUCAAAUCAACAACAGCCAUCAACAAAUAAUAAUUUAAAUUCAAACAAUGAUAUUGAUGUCGACAUGAAAUUCCUAACAAACUCAUUAAAAUUAGAUAAAUCAAGUACAGAUCUGGAACUUUGUCAAAUUGUUAAAAAUAUUGAUGAAAUGUUAAAUGCUGAAAUACCACCAAAUGAUUCAUUCGAACCAGAAACAAUAACAGCAUUAAAUAAUGAUUAUGAAAUAAAUAAUAUAAAAUCAUCUGGUCCACCAGAUAAUUUACUUGAUUUAUUAGAAAAUUGUCAUCAACAUAUUAAUGGUUUUGAAAAUUCAUCAUGUGCUAGUUCUGAAUGUGGUGAAACUAUCACUGAAUCAUCAUCAUCAUCACCAUUAAAACGUCGUAAACGUAGAAAAAAUCGUACUGGUUGGCCUGGUAAUAAAAUACGUAAAAAAUUACAUAUUAUUAAACAAGAAAAAGAAUUAUCACAACCGGAUGUUGAUUCAGAACGUGAAAAUUUACCAACUAAAAAUCAAAAUAAUACUACUAAUAAUAUUAAUGCUGCUGAUGAUGAUGAUGAUGAUGAAGAUUAUAAUCAAUUUUAUAAUGAUGAUCAUAACAAUGAUAAUAAUAUUGAUAAUAAAAUUCAUAAUGGUAAAAUAAUAUGUGAUAAAAUAACAGUUAAUGAUAAUAUUGAUAAAAAAUUAUGUAAAUUAACAAAUGACGUUACGAUAAAUGAUUGUCAAACGUCAAAUAAUUUAAUUGAUAAUAAUCAUGAUAAUUUAUUUAGAAAAGAUAUUACAACUGGAAAAAAAUUAACAAAUAAUAAAUCAACAACAAGUACUACAUCAUCAUCAGCAACAUCAGCAACAUCAUCAUCAGAAACAUCAUCAGCAUCAUCAGAAUCAUCAUCACAAAAAAAUAAUAAAGAUAAUGAUGUUAAACCAUCAUCAUCCUCAUCACCAUCAUCAUCGUCAUUAGAAGAUAAUACCACACAUUCAGAAAGUAAUUUAUUUAGAAAAAAAUCAACAAUAAUAUCACGUAAAAAUUAUACAACAAAUAUCAAAACAAAACAACGUGAAACAACAACAACAACAGCAAAAACAAAUGGUCAUGAUACCUUAUCAUCAUCAGAUAGUACAAGUGAUAAUAAAAAUAAUUCAUCUGAAUUAAAUUAUAAUAAUAAAAAGCAAAUAAUAAAUAAAAAUCGUAAUAAAAAACAACGUAAUAAAAAUAAAAUUGAUUAUGAUAAUGAAAAUUAUGAUAAAAAAGAUACAAUUGAUAAUGAUAUUGAUUGUAAUGAAAGAGUUAAUACACCAACAAGAGAAAUACGUCAAAGACGUUCAAGUAUUGAAUUUCAACCAGUUGUUAGAGUCAUGAAAAUUGAUGAACAAGUUGAUAUUGAUCAUAAUAUACUUUCUGUAACUGUUGCUAGUAAUAGAAGAUUAAGAAGUUCAAGUUCACCAAGAUCACAAGGACCACCUUCGAAACGAUGUAAACGUGAAAGGGGCCCAUUUGGUAGAUGGUCAAAAUACAAUUAAAAUAAUUAAUUUUUUUAAUAAUUAAUUUAUAAAAAAAUCAAUAAUUUAAUAUAUAAAAAUUGGAUAAAUUUA
Molecule: messenger RNA, 5085 nt
Organism: Aphidius gifuensis
Lineage: Eukaryota; Metazoa; Arthropoda; Insecta; Hymenoptera; Braconidae
Product: putative histone-lysine N-methyltransferase 1
Exons: 7
Coding region: 427-5013 (1528 amino acids)
Biological process (GO): positive regulation of nuclear cell cycle DNA replication; regulation of cell cycle phase transition
Cellular component (GO): Dbf4-dependent protein kinase complex; nucleus
Molecular function (GO): protein serine/threonine kinase activator activity; nucleic acid binding; zinc ion binding
Source: RefSeq, a predicted model, not a curated record